Messenger RNA from Alternaria alternata, 4060 nucleotides. RefSeq lists its product as hypothetical. The transcript has 2 exons. Lineage: Eukaryota; Fungi; Ascomycota; Dothideomycetes; Pleosporales; Pleosporaceae. The record is from RefSeq and is a predicted model, not a curated record. Bases 213 to 3578 code for a protein of 1121 amino acids.
CUUUCCCCUCUGCAUGCCCACCAGUUCUGUCGCGUCAGUCGCGCGUCCUUCAAUCUCCGCCCUACCUGUGUAUAAAGACCCUUUGCAUCCCCCCGCAGUGACGAGCCGGUUUUCGCAAAGUGCUCGCAGAAUCUUCGCCUCGACAGGAACAGCGACAUGUCUCACUCUUAGACUUUUCGCGUCCUCUGCGGGAUGCUCAGCCAUCAACACCAAUGGCGGGUUUCGUGGACCCAAAUCCAAACAUCACGCGACAAAGCAAUUAUACACCCUUACCACCACCAACACCUUCGAGACGAUCGCUUCCAGACGGGCCAUGCAACUAUCGCGACGCGAAUGUAGGACAAUGUGGAUGUGAUCAAUUCUGGGACAAGCUCAGUGCUGAGCUGCACGAUGAGAGCGCUGAGCACAGGCCUAGCAGUGAGCGCUCAACGUGGUGUGUUUGUGGGCACCAUGCCUGCUUCCAUUUGAGGGCAUCGCGUGCGCCAGAAAAACCUGCGCCUUUGACAAAUGCGCCGUUUCAGUCGCUUCAUGUGAGAGGUGAAGAGCGGGCCCAAUCGCUGCCACGUGCGCCGUGCGACAUGAAUGCUGGUUUGCGACAAUUGGAAGACAACCUUCUGUCCGAAGGGGGCCAGGCCAAAUACAAUGAGCGCAUGCACCAGCUGCCUAGUCCCGGUCAGCGACUCUUGCAACAGUCUACUCACACCAACUCAUUCAGUCGCUUGCUACAAAGUCAGGACACUCCUUCACAAACCAGCACGAGCGGCCUUCCUGGAAUUCCUUCAGUCUGCUUGCUAUCUCAUGAACGGCGCCCAGUGGCUAACAACGAAGCUAGGAAUGGCGCAAAUCAGUCGCGCCAAACGGUGGCGGGUCUUGGUCUUUCUAUGAUGAACCUGCAGAGCAUGGAUCGGAUUAAUCGUCAGCAGUCGCCCACACCGACAAUACCCGACGAUAUCAACAUCGUUCAUGCCCCGCGAAAGCCCUACAACGAGCCGAGUAACUCCCCAGACAGGGCUCACACGGUCCAAAAUGAAGCAAACAUUAUCAGUCCAUCGCGCGGCAUUCUUGAGCAAGUCUUCGAGUUCAACCGCAACUUCCAGCCUGACGAGCCCGGCGACACCAUACCGAAUACCUACAAUCCCGACGACUACAUACAGAGCGCUACCGAGGUGGCUACUCCAAGUGUUGGGAACACACCAGAUCUGAGUGCUGCGGAUCGGGCCGUACAGGAUGGGAAAGAUAUGAUUGAAGCAAUGAAGCGGAUAACUUCGGAAAUCCAACAGCAAUCCGCUGGCUCAUCAGAAGGACAGACAUAUGCCACGGUUCCCACUCAGCUCUUGCCAAAGAACACUCCUGCAACGCCACAGGAACAGCUGCAAACCCUCCUCCAAUCGGCUCCUGCACAAGGCCUCCAGAAGCUCGUCUCCUACCUUGCUCCUCUUCACAACCUGUUAAACUCCAUACCUAACGUAGCUAGCACUAUGCAGGAACUCGGCAGCCGCCUGGAUUUGCUGGAGAAUGGAUCCUUCAAUUAUGUCCAGCCCGAAGAUCUGAAUCAGACCUUGGAGAUGUAUGAGGGUAGGCUCAUUGAUGUGGAGCAUCGUUUAGACGAACAUGAACGGAUGCAUCAGGCAUUGGAUGACCAAUCUAGCAACAGCUCUUUUGGCAGAAGGCGCGUAGAUCAUGUUACGACAUCGUUCGGCUCCGUAGACUCGACCACUUCUUCAGCCCUUGUUCUCGCAGCCAUGGAUCGCAAGGAUACUGAGAUGGAACUUGACAACAUCAAGGACAGAUUGAAUGUGUUGGAAGCUGCAGCGCCACCCACAUCGCUGCAACCUUGGGAGGUGGAAGUCGUCCUGUUACCAUGGGGCCCUGACCUGAAAGGCAUCUGGUUCUCGCCUGAAGAACCAAUGCAUGAUGUAACCAAGACAACACAGAAUUCCGAAGAGUGGACUCAAGCCCGGACGUCCAAGGCUAUUACCAUACCAUUUCUCGGACGAGACACAGAUUCUAGCCCCCAUUCUGUAACCCGAAACUCAAAUAAAAACUCCGUGCCAGGUCAGACUGAGAACGGAUGGAGUAGCCAAGACAUCAGUAAUUGGGCUUCAGGGUCUACCGACGACUGGUUAUUCCCAAAAGCCUGUGGAAGUAACAAUCUAGUCUACAAGCGACUCCAAAGCAGGGGUUUCGUGCGGGAUGUCACAUUCAGAGGCUCUAGUGCCAAAGACAUCCAAGAGGCUUUGUCACACGCCUUUUCCGACGUGUUUGAUUAUCUGCAGUACGAUGACAGCGACGAAAAUCCUAUGAUUGCUGCGUACCCUGGUCUUCGGGCGCCGUACAUACCUUUACGAAAAUUAAUCAAAGAGUCGCGGCUACGAUUUCUUACGUCUGCUGAGAUGUCCAGUAGCGCGCUCUGGAAUGCUCAAUUCCUUUCUGCGGGCGUCAUGAUGAGAGUCUCUGGCGGAAAGAAAAGGUUAUACGUGACGGUUCGCGAAGCUUAUACACAGCAAGUCGACCGCAACGAAUUUGUCGUCAUGGAACAGUCAUGGCCGGAACUGCGACAGUUACCUCGUUGUCAACCUGACAAAGACUCACAGAUGGAAGGCAUCGACGAACAUGGCCAGCCUCAUGUUCCAGAGGCUGAUGCAAAAGAAGCAUGCUGGCAGUUCGUUGAGACAUAUGAUGCGCCGCCUGCCAGUGUACAUUCCUCUUUUGGAAGCAACCAGUCAGUUCAGUUAUCGAUGCGUCCUGCUGGACGAAAUUGGCGGAGAUCGAUUACCCCCAACUCGAUUUUGAAAAAUAAGCAACCCCAGCCCAUCUCUCCGUUGAGCGAGAACCACCCACAACGCCCACAAUACUAUCGCAAUCGCACAGUCUCUGCUUCAGUCAUCGACACCCACCCAUCCCGCUUGUCAAAGCGCCGCCUCCAUGCUUCUACCGCAGAACAAUUUUCUGCCCCACAGCCAAUUUCACAUGCACCUAGCUUUUCAAUGACGAGAUUGAAGCGACGCCGUGUUGCGAAUUCCUCCUCCCCACGGCCUGAGACAGCGCAGGUUCCAAUAUGGAAUGCGACUCCUCGUCACUCGCGAGAACCACCCUCACCAUUCUACUCAUCGCAGCCUGCCCUACCGCGAUCCAACUCAGAUGUCAUGAGCAGACCAAGUCAGCGCUCUGUUGCCGUUGCAGGAAAGUCAACGCCUUUCGCAUACGCAACGCCGCACUCGGGACCCUUUGUGGGCGGUCCUGGCUUCAAUGCUUACAACAACGGCGGCGAUACUGAACCCGAUGACGACAACGAUGACGGCGAGCAAAGCUGGCCCGGUGUCACUGACGGCGACAAUGAUAGCGCCUCGGCGCCAGAUUUUGAAAUGAGUGCAAGUUCUGCAGACGAAAGCAUUAAAUGCUUCUCAAGCGACGACGGAGAGGAUAGUGACGCGGAACUGCAUGCGUUUGCACAACGCCAGUUAGCCGAGGAUAGUGAUGCCGAAGCACAUGCGUAUGCGCAAGCGCAACGUCAGCUAGCCGAAGAAAGCGAAGAAGACGAUGUUUUUGACUCUUUGCUUAGUAUCAUUGAAGCUUAGACUCUCGUAAGCGUUACUCUUACAGGGUAUAUAAGGUCGAUUUGGGUGUGGAGUAACACCACGCAUCUCAAGCAUAGGAUUCUGGAUAUUUACGUCCAGCUAAGAGAAUAUGAAGAGCGAUGAGGCACACAUACACCAACUUGGGCGUUCUGGGUUAGACAAUUUUGUACUAUACCGCUUCCUUUGUAUCUCAAGCGAUGUUUUCAUUUCGGACCCUAGCCGACAGGGUACUUCUGUAUACUACUAAGAUUGGCAUCAGGGUAUGGUUAUACGGUUUAGCGUUCGGUGGUGUCAGCCCAUCUUCUCUCUCCCCUUAUGGUGGCUGAGUUAGGGAAUACAUAUCUCAUAUGAAAUAGUGAGAACCUCUUCUUAUUUCCUGUCAGGUGAUGCUUCGACACAUACGUACACGUAUGCCCACGCACUCACUCGUCUCCGACUACGCCCUCUUCACAAGAAUCGCAUGUUAUGACCACCCUACACUG